Molecule: messenger RNA, 998 nt
Organism: Galdieria sulphuraria
Lineage: Eukaryota; Rhodophyta; Bangiophyceae; Galdieriales; Galdieriaceae
Product: transducin family protein / WD-40 repeat family protein
Exons: 1
Coding region: 23-958 (311 amino acids)
Biological process (GO): mRNA splicing, via spliceosome
Cellular component (GO): catalytic step 2 spliceosome
Molecular function (GO): protein binding
Source: RefSeq, a predicted model, not a curated record
UACUAGUCGUUGUAAGAAAUCUAUGGAAAGUUCUUCUUUCAAACAAUCAGGCUUUUUAAGGAAUCAUCAAGGUGCAGUUCACGUAGUGCGUCUCUCAUCCAGUGGAAAAUAUUGUUUGUCGGCAGGAGCUGAUAAGAGUGUUCGACUUUGGAAUGUCGAAAAACAAACCCUCAUAAAGACCUAUACCGGUGGUCACGGGUAUCCAAUCUUUGACUUGGAUCUUUCGUCUUCUAACAGUCAGUUUAUUUCAGUGGGUGAGGAAAAGUUUGCAGUUGUAUGGGAUGUACAGUCUGGGAGAAUUGUACGCAAAUUGGGAGGUAGUUCAAGUGGACAUACUCAGCGAAUCAAUGCAGUUUGUUAUGCACAUUUUAUCACUGAAGACUCCAUCGUCUGUACAGCCUCCUACGACCGUACAGUUCGUUGCUUUGAUUUGCGUGCGUCCAAUCGUUCCUCAGAUCCUAUUCAAGUUUUGGACCAAGCAGCAGAUAGUGUAACCGAUGUUUGUUGUUUUCAAUACGAAAUCCUGACAGCAAGUGUAGAUGGAUAUCUUCGUCUGUAUGAUAUUCGAACAGGCUAUAUUUUGAUGGACUAUUUGGGACCGCCUGUAGGAAAGUGUUGCUUUUCACAUGAUGGAAAUUGUAUUUUGGCAAGUUGUUUGGAUUCUUGUCUUCGACUCAUAGAUAAGAGCAAUGGUGAUUGUCUGGCACAAUACAAAGGACAUGUUAACGAAGAAUUUGCACUCCAUUGUGAGCUGACCCUGGAUGAUGCCUUUGUAGUAUGUGGUUCAGAAGAUGGAAGUAUUUAUUAUUGGGAUUUGACAGACUCGGUAAUUGUACAAAGUUUCUAUAAAGCGCAUAAGAGUACUGUUAGUUGUGUUGCUACUCAUUCAAACUUUUUGGUGAGUGCUUCGCAUGACUCGACUAUCCAACUGUGGACUAGGAAUAUGAAAACAUCAUGAACAUAUCAAGAGGGCAGACAUUAAAAGAAUAGAGAUGGAU